AUGGAGGAGGCUUUCGCGAUUGCUACUGUUGGUAGGAGGCGCAAGGUUGAUGCUCUAAUGCUCUUUCAUCAAGUUCCCAAAACUAUGUUGCUGCAACAAAGAAAUUUGCUUGUUCUAAUUGUAGAAGCAGGAGUAUGGUGCAUUGCAAACGAGCAUGCGUCGGAUGCUGAGCUGCAGAGUGCACUUGAUUAUGCAUGUGGCGCAGGAGCAGACUGCACUAAAAUUCAGGAAUAUCAGCCUUGUUAUUUUCCAAACACGGUCAAAGACCACGCUUCAUAUGCCUUCAAUAGCUACUUUCAGAAGAACAACUACUUGCCUCACAGCUGCGACUUCGGAUCAGCUGCUGUGCUAACCACGCUUGAUCCUAGUCAUGGAGAAUGCAAGUUCGAUUAUUCCACAUUCUUUGAAGAUUCUUCCAAAGUCUUAGACAUUAUAUAG
Messenger RNA from Chenopodium quinoa (quinoa), 438 nucleotides. Its product is annotated as PLASMODESMATA CALLOSE-BINDING PROTEIN 3-like. The record is from RefSeq and is a predicted model, not a curated record. NCBI's taxonomy places the organism in Eukaryota, Viridiplantae, Streptophyta, Magnoliopsida, Caryophyllales, Amaranthaceae. The coding region runs from base 1 to 438 and encodes 145 amino acids. The transcript has 4 exons.